UAUGUAAUGUGAAAUUUUAGAUUGGAAAGGUUAUUUGGUUUAGGCAAGCUUAGGAGUUCUAUCAUUUACAGUAUUAAUAAGUAUUAUUGUAAGUGAGUAAUAGUAAAAAGAUAUUUUGAACGACCAAAAAGAGUUUGGAAAAUAUUUUUAAUGGUAUUAAGAUGAAAAUUAAAUAAUAAGGACUCUUCAAAGCAAUUGUUAUCAGCAUUGUUAGCUCAUAUUUUAAAUGUAAUAUUGGCAAUGGAAUUAUCUGCAGAAACAGAUGAGAAUGCAUGUAUCUGGUAUUUUAUUACUUUUAUGUUGGAUUCAACAAUUGGUGUGCUAUUAAUCUUUUUGCUCAUGAAAUCAUUAAAUAUGAUUUUUACUUACUUUGAUAUGAGAGUAUAUAGAAAUAUUAAUUAUUCAGAGAUUACAAAGUGGUAAUUAUUUCAAAAUCUAAGAGAAAGUAAGAAUUGAUUGGAAGAUGUAUGCAUGUCAAUUAUUUGUAUGGAAUUCAGUUGUAAUUGUUUCUAAAUUUAUUUUGUUUGGAUUCUAAGAAUUAAUUGCAGACUAAUUAAAUGAAACAGGUUCUUUUCUUUUAUCUCCUAUAACAAAUCCUGAAUUCCUUUUGGUAUUUGUUAUGAUAAUCAUUCCUUUUAUUAUGAAUGCAAUAACAGUAUUUUUAAAUUCAUUAUUUUAAGUUUUGGAUUUAAGAUAAUAUACUCAAGAAAUCUGAUUUUAGUAAUUAAGAGGAGAAAUAAUUAUUAAUUGGAACAUUCUAUGAGGGAACAUUAAAUGAAUAGUUUACAUAAGAAUUAGUUGUUUUGUGA
Paramecium sonneborni is the source of this 809-nucleotide messenger RNA. The record is from the annotation of a GenBank genome assembly. NCBI's taxonomy places the organism in Eukaryota, Ciliophora, Oligohymenophorea, Peniculida, Parameciidae.